This is a messenger RNA of Saitoella complicata NRRL Y-17804, 1077 nucleotides long. RefSeq lists its product as uncharacterized. Bases 1 to 954 code for a protein of 317 amino acids. The transcript has 3 exons. Gene Ontology annotation, biological process: double-strand break repair via homologous recombination; DNA strand invasion. Gene Ontology annotation, cellular component: centrosome; replication fork; Rad51B-Rad51C-Rad51D-XRCC2 complex. NCBI's taxonomy places the organism in Eukaryota, Fungi, Ascomycota, Saitoellomycetes, Saitoellales, Saitoellaceae. The record is from RefSeq and is a predicted model, not a curated record. Gene Ontology annotation, molecular function: four-way junction DNA binding.
AUGAGGCAUGUCCUGAACUCGGUCAAACCGGAGCCGCUCCUUCCUCUCCUCGCCUCCCUUCGCCGUCGCACACAAGACCCGACUUCGACAUCUUAUCCCGUCCUGAGACAAGUAUUCUCGACGGCCAUCCCGUAUGGCUCGCUUGUCGAACUCAGUGGGACUGCUGGAGGAGGAAAGACACAUCUGUUGUACCUUAUUUGCUCCAUUGCUCUUCUGCCGCCAAGAUGGACGGCGACAGAUGGAGAAGUGUAUGAACUAGGCGGGAAGGGUGAAGCCGUUGUGUAUAUCGAUACCGAUGGCAAACUGUCAACCCUCCGCCUUCGCGAAGUCAUGUCACACCAUCUCACAACGGCAGCCGGAUCUCUUUCGCUAAACGACCGCGACGAAGCCAUCUAUCAAGCUCUCCAGAGACUGCAUAUAUUCCGGCCAAUCUCGUCGACAUCUUUGCUGGCGACACUCCGUUUCCUCCCGACAUACGUCUGCACACCGUCGUCCAGCCUCCUCGAUACCAAGAUUGGCGUAGUAGCACUGGACAGUCUUUCCGCGUUCUUCUGGCAAGACAGGUAUCAAGCUCCAUCCAGCGAAACCACACCUACAAAACCCAACGACCACGUCGACACCUAUAUCUUCGCUACCAUAGCAAAGACACUCAAAGACUUCUGCCUUACGCAUUCAUGUUUCGCGAUAUGCACAAAUUGGGUUCUUUUCGGCAACAACCAUCUUCCGCAGACAUGGAAUAACGCAGUGAAUCUCCGGGUUAGGCUGCAGAAGGGGCAGAUGAGACAUUAUGAUGGGAUGACUUUGGCUGAGGCGUGGCAAGCAAGUCAGAGGGAGGACUCGGAAUCGAGACGGGAGGUCACCGUGAAGACGGAGCUAGGUGGGAGGAUGAAGCUGUUUGUCGAUGGAGAAGGGAUGUUCACAGAAGAUCAACUGCAGGAUGUAGUGCAAGCUUGAUCUCGGAGGCAAACCGAACGUAGUGAACAAAAGAGAAGGUAUGCAUAUUUUUAGAUAAUAAUGCUGUAUGGUAUCACCACCCCAACGCAGCCCCAUCACCCCUCAUAUCACUGCCCCCACUCC